UCAUUCCAGCCUAAUUUGAUUUCGCUGUCGUUAAAUGCAAAUCAUACAAAUUAUACCAGUCGCAUUUGCCUUCUUCACUUGCUCCAACCAUUCAUUUCCCAACUUUAUUAUUGCUCUACAAGUUCAAUUAUUUAUUUGAUAUUCAUAAAGGGGAAUUACACGUAAACAAAAUCAUUAAUUAACAAAUUGUCAAGUCCCCUUUAUAUACAGGUGAUUUUGAACUAGUUAAUUUAUAGUGCAAAGCCAUGGAUGAAGGCAGCAUUCAAGAAAGGCUCCUAAGUUCCAAGGGCAUGGACGAACACAACUUGAGACGAAGAAUUAGUAUGGAGUCGAAGAAGAUAUGGAGGAUCGCAACGCCUGGUGUGAUCUCACGAGUGAGCUCGUUCGGGACCAUCGUGGUGACGCAGUCGUUCAUUGGCCACAUCAGUGCGGUGGAUCUCGCCGGUUACGCCCUCGUCCAAACCCUCAGCGUCCGCUUCGUCAACGGAAUACUGGUAAACGCAUUCACUUCCAAUAGGAACAAACAAUUUAAAACUAACUUAAUUUGUGCAUCGCAGAUUGGAAUGUCGAGCGCGACAGAGACUCUGUGCGGGCAGGCGUACGGGGCGAAGCAGUAUCACAUGAUGGGGAUCUACCUGCAGCGAUCAUGGAUCAUUGAUCUCAUCACGCUGCUCAUUCUGCUUCCGGUCUUCAUCUUCGGCACUCAGAUCUUCAGGCUCCUCGGGCAGGCUGAGGGCAUCGCGGAGUCGGCGGGAUACAUCUCUGUGUGGUUCAUCCCGUUCGUGGUUAGCCUCAUCUUCAGCCUCACCGUGCAGAUGUACCUGCAGGCGCAGCAGAAGAACUUGAUCAUCGCCUGGCUCUCGGCUCUCCAGUUCGCCAUCCACAUUUUCUGUUCCUGGCUUUUUGUCUACGUUCUCGACCUCGGAUUAGCUGGUGCCAUGGCUGCGCUCUGCAUAUCUUCGUGGUUUCUGGUUGGGGGAGAGUUCGUCUACAUCUUUGGCGGCUGGUGCCCCGAUACGUGGAAGGGCUUCUCCAUUGCUGCGACCAAGGAUUUAUGGCCGGUUGUCAAGCUCUCUGUAUCAUCUGGUUUGAUGAUCUGUCUUGAGCUAUGGUACUACGCGAUUCUCGUGCUGCUAGCUGGCUACACCAAGGAUGCACAAGUCUCCAUAUCUGCCUUCUCCAUCUGCCUCAACAUCAAUGCUUGGAUUGUGAUGAUCAUCCUUGGCCUCAUGGGCGCUGCAUGCGUUCGCGUUGCAAAUGAGCUAGGCAGCGGAGAUGCCAAAGCUGUGAGGUUCUCAAUCAAAGUGAUCAUGGGCACCUCAGUCACAAUGGGGAUCUUCUUCUGGAUCUUCUGCUUGGCUUUCGGCAACAAAAUCGGCUACUUGUUCACCAACGAGGAGGAGGUCGCGGAGACCAUCUCCCGUCUCUCAGUUCUGCUAGCCUUCACCGUGCUGCUUGGCAGCAUCUUCCCGGUGCUCUCGGGUGUGGCUGUGGGAUCAGGGCUACAAUCUAAGGUGGCUCUGAUCAAUCUCAUUUGCUUCUACGGCAUUGGGUUGCCGGUUGGAAUUGCUCUUGGAUAUUGGUUUAAUCUUGGUGUGGAGGGCAUAUGGGUUGGGCUGACGGGCGGAGUUCUGACUCAGACAUUUUCGUUGAGCACCUUGAUAUGGAGAACAGACUGGGAUCAAGAGGUAUCGAAAACUUCGGCACGUCUCAACCAAUGGUAUCUGGAAUCACCAGAAAACGAUAAGCACGUUUCUGGUGUUGCUUGACAAGAAAAGAUCGCUAGCUAGCUAGGUUAUAACUUAUGUUAAGCCAGUGUACUUCAAUAAUUAUGUGUAUCUAUUCUUUUGACCAGUUUGUUUGAGAGAAGCAAUCGUAUUUAUUAUUUUGAAUAA
Molecule: messenger RNA, 1895 nt
Organism: Salvia miltiorrhiza (redroot sage)
Lineage: Eukaryota; Viridiplantae; Streptophyta; Magnoliopsida; Lamiales; Lamiaceae
Product: protein DETOXIFICATION 24-like
Exons: 7
Coding region: 246-1769 (507 amino acids)
Biological process (GO): xenobiotic detoxification by transmembrane export across the plasma membrane
Cellular component (GO): membrane
Molecular function (GO): antiporter activity; xenobiotic transmembrane transporter activity
Source: RefSeq, a predicted model, not a curated record